Messenger RNA from Dromiciops gliroides (monito del monte), 3157 nucleotides. RefSeq names its product stonustoxin subunit alpha-like. Lineage: Eukaryota; Metazoa; Chordata; Mammalia; Microbiotheria; Microbiotheriidae. The transcript is spliced from 4 exons. The record is from RefSeq and is a predicted model, not a curated record. Gene Ontology annotation, molecular function: protein binding; GTP binding. The coding region runs from base 162 to 3155 and encodes 997 amino acids.
GAAGAUCAGAAAAGCAUGGCUUUCAUAUCGUUUCUAAGAAGAGAUCUCCUGUGUGACAGCCUAGAAUAUUUCAAGGCCAGAAAGGAUAUGAAAGGUUGUUUAUUUCUUCCAGGAAUGUCAGCACUCUUUUUCUGAAUGGAAAAUUCGAGGGAAAGAACACAAUGGACUUGGAGAAUACAUUGCAGAGACCAGCUGUUGGUCGUCCCUUGCUUCCAGGGACACUCUACAACUGUUGCACAGAUACUUUCACUCCUGGCAUCACAUUGUGGGACAGAGAGACCCUCGAGAGAAAUGUGAAAACAGAAGAGCAAUACAAGACCGACUUUGACAUCAUCACCUCUGACUCUAUUGAUGAGAAGACCAAUGCCAUGAAUGUCUCUGGGGAGCUGAAAGCAAGUAUGCUGGGGGGGCUGGUUGAAAUAGGAGGCUCAGCCAAAUAUUUAUGUGACACCAAGACAUCUGACCAGCAAGUCCGGAUGACUCUCAAGUACACCAUGACUACACAGUAUUCCCAGCUAACGAUGAACCACCUGGGCUAUCAGAACAUCUCUUACCCUGAAGUGUUUGAUAAUGGCACAGCCACCCACGUGGUCAUAGCGGUGCUCUAUGGGGCCCAGGCUUUCUUUGUGUUUGAUCAGAAGGUUUCCACUCAUGAAAAUGUCAGGGAUAUAGAAGGAGGACUGAAGGCUGCAGUAGAGAAGAUUCCUCAAAUGGCAGGAAAAGUAGAGGGAGAAAUGAAAAUGGAGAAAAGCAUGAAAACAUCAAGCAAGGAAUUCAGGUGCAAGUUUUAUGGGGAUUUUGUCCUUGAGACCAAUCCAGUGACUUAUGAAGAUGCAGUAAAAGUCUAUGCCUCUCUUCCUAAUCUUCUUAGGGGCCAAGGGGUGCCCCUCCAGGUCUGGCUUUACCCUCUAGAGAAGCUGAGCCCCAAGGCUGCCAGGCUGGUUCGAGGGAUCAGCAUUAGCUUGGUAUGUGAUGCCCAGGACAUUCUGGAGAAAUUAUCAAAAUAUGAUAAGAGGUGUAAUGAUAUACUGGAGGCACCAGAAUUCUUAGUCUUUUCUGCAACCAAAGAAAAGAUUAUGCUAUUCCAAGAGCUAAAUAAGCAGCACAGAUAUAUUUUACAGAAUAAUAUAGCCAAAGUCUUACCUGUGAUCCGUGCAGGCAGAGCAGAGGAAGAUGAGCUAACCAGUGUUUUAAUUAGGGAAAGCCAGUCCCCAUUCAGUUCUAGGAGGCUCUCAGAAUUCCUACACCAGAAGCUCCAUGAGAUAAAAGUGGUAAAUUCCUACCUCACCAUCCUGAAGCAGGUUAGAGUCACAGCUGACCAGAGUGAGUUGGACAGUGUGGUCCUAGGCUCUCCUCAGAGAUUUGUCCUGGUAUUUGCACUCACCUCCUUGCAGGAGGAAGCCUACUUAGCAGAUUGGAAACAGUGGCUACGGAAUCCGGCAUCAUUCAAUCCUGACUGGGAGCAAAAGACAUACUCCUCAUGGGUGGAGGACACAGAGACAAGGAGAAAAGCAAUACAAUUGGCAGAAUCUUUCUCAAUGUUUGCCAAGGCCAAUCAUUCCUCUGAGAAGACUCAAUUUGUUGUAGCAUCUAUCCCAGACCAGGAGAACAAGGGAGUCUCCAUUUAUCUCUAUGAAAAGGGACUGCAAGUCAGCACCAACUUUGAGCUACCAGUCAAACCUUUCCCUCCCCAGAUUGGUGAGGUCACACAUGACUGUGUAGAGCUCAUACUGACCUCAACAUCUGGGAAAGGGGAGAGGACCAUUGGCUAUCAAGUAGAAUACAAGGUUGUGGGGGAAGGGGACUGGACCCCCAUUCCUGUGUCUGAAAAGCCAGAAGUAUUCAAAGUGAAUGGCCUAAAGCCUUGCACAGAGUAUCAGUUCAGGCUGGCUGAAGUGUGUGAGCAGGGGCUCAGUGAGAGCAGUGAUGUGAGCCCUGCUGUGAAGACACUUCCCCCAACCAGCCCUCCUGGGAAGCCAGAAGCUCUUGUGGUGGGACCACAGUCUGUAACCCUGCACUGGCAAGGUCCAGGUGUUGUUGGAGCAGGAGUCAAGAUCAAAGAAUAUAGAAUAGAGUACAGAGAGGAGACUGAAGCUGUGGAUGAGGAGGGGGAAGGAGAAUGGCAUGAACAUAGAACAGGAAACAAUGAGAAUUGCUAUGACAUUAACAGACUGACACCCAAGACUGUAUACAGGUUCCGAGUUUCAGCUGUUUAUGAAGACAGCUGGACCAGUGAGAGCAGUGACAAGAGUGACUCAGUGAGGACCCUCUGUACCAUGGAGGAAGAUACCAUCUCUGCAGGACCUGGACCUGACAGUUGGUACUCUGAGGAAGUAAGAAUUAUCCUUUUGGGGAAGACUGGAUCUGGAAAAAGUGCAACAGGAAACACUAUCCUUGGCUGGAAAGCAUUUAAAUCUGAAUUAUCCCCAGUCUCAGUAACCAAGACAUGCAAAAAAGCCAGAAGCAUAAGGAAUAACAGGAUAUUUUCAGUGAUUGACACACCUGGCAUUUUUGAUACAGACAAAAAUAACCAAGAAACUUUACAAGAACUUGCUAAGUGCCUGGCUAUCUCUUCCCCAGGGCCUCAUGUAUUUGUUCUUGUAAUGCCUUUGGGUUGCUUCACUGAAGAAGAGAAGAAAACCAUUCAACUCAUUCAACUGCUUUUUGGAGAUGAUGCGCUGAAAUACACCAUCUUCUUAUUCACUAAAAAGGAUGGGUUGAAGGGGGAGAACAUAGAUGAUUUUGUACAGAAAUAUGAUGACCAGGACUUUGUGAAACUGAUAGAAAGGUGUGGGAGAAGGUACUGUACUUUCAACAAUGAUGCAAUAGGAGAAGAGAAGGAAGUUCAAUUCAGGGAGUUUGAAGCAAUGGUCCACUCCAUGGUGAAGGGCAAUGGAGGCUCCUGGUAUAGCAAUGCGACCUACAUUCAGGUUGAGGAACUUAUCCAAAAUGAAACAGAAAUGUGGAAUCUGGAGAAACAGGCAUUGUGCCAGAAAAACAAUGAAUUUCCCCACAUCAGUAAAAAUGAGGAUAAUUUCUUACAAAGGGUGAUUCAGAAAAUUGUCACCUUUUUCAGAAGGCUCUGGGAAGAAAUUUAUGCUCUUUUUCAGAGUCAUGAUACUACACUUAUAACUAUGUCUACAUUUUCCUCUUAGGA